This is a messenger RNA of Pyricularia pennisetigena, 1650 nucleotides long. RefSeq lists its product as uncharacterized. Gene Ontology annotation, molecular function: protein binding. The record is from RefSeq and is a predicted model, not a curated record. Bases 1 to 1650 code for a protein of 549 amino acids. The transcript has a single exon. NCBI's taxonomy places the organism in Eukaryota, Fungi, Ascomycota, Sordariomycetes, Magnaporthales, Pyriculariaceae. Gene Ontology annotation, cellular component: nucleus.
AUGGAAGACUGCCUCAAGGAAGUCUACGAGCGCCGACGGGAACUCACCGAGGCCCUAGAGUCGAGCCCAUAUGAUCUCAUAUUGUACCUCCAGCGAGCCCUAGUCCACCUUGAUCUGGGCUAUCCAGACCUGGCAAGUGGCGAUGCUUACAGAGCACUGCUACUCACUGAUGAGGUCGCAAACGAUGAGUUCGAAUAUCACGAAUCGGCCCUUGAAUGCCUGUUGAAAUACGAGGGAAGACCCUUGAAUGAACUAUUGCACACGGGUAUCCCAGCUGCGACCGUAGUGGGCGGAAGCACAUCUGUCACCCCCAACAAAGGAGAUGAAUGCAACUUGCGGGCUGAAGCUUCGGUCAAGUGUCUUCAAAUACUCUCGUCCAGCCUACUGCGUUGUGGCUGCCUCAAAAGUGCAUACAACUUCUGCCAACGAGGUCUGGCCGCAAAGGCGGACGACGAGAAGCUUGCCGCGACCCUCGAGCGCAUCAACGCAGCCGCUCGUCAGAGGUUGGGACGGGAGACGGUCGGCGUGGACGACAUGCCCGACGCCGGCCUGGCCCGCAGGGAGGUGUAUGCAUGGAACACACACGAGCCUGACAGGUUUUCGCAGGCAUCGCUCGACUACCUGAACGGACAGCUCGCAGCCAUGGCGCCCAAGUGCGUCGUCAAGGCGUCCGAGCUUCCCGUGUUGGCGGCCGGCGUGGCGGAGCAGGGCACUUGCAAGCAGCUCGGCGUGUUUGCCGCUGCCGACAUUGGGCCCGGCGAGGUCGUACUGCGAGAGUUUUCGGCGCUCACGGCCAACAACCGGCUGCAGGAGCCCGUGUGUGACGCCUGUGGGGAGGAACUUCCUUUGCUGAGCUCGGCGUCAGGUGGCGAGGGAGGACAGCAGGCCGUGAACUGCGAGGAGUGCAACGACACGGUCUUUUGUAGUCAGGAAUGCCACGACCAGGCUAUGGAACUUUACCACCCGGCAGUCUGCGACAAAGGGGUAGACUCAAUCGCAAAAGACCCCGAAGCUGCCGACAUCGACUACUCGCUCUACCUCCUUCUCCUCGCUCGCCUGCUAGCCAUGGCCGAACACCAGGACAUACACCCACUCGAUGUUCGGGAGGUCAAGUACAUCUGGGGUGACUUUGUCCCUCGCGGCAGCGACGGCGGCGGCGAAAACGACGCAGAGUGGGCUACCGGGACGCUCCCAUUCUCCUUCAGGUUCAACGUCGAGACGCCGCUACACGUCCUCGAGACGAUGGACGUCGACAUCUAUCGCACGCUCGCCCGGCACGACACGUGGGUUAUGAAUACGCUUUACGCAAAAUUCCGCGGCACAGCCUCGGCGAGAAAGAGCACGCGCGACGGCCGCCCCGACGUAGCGGCGGUUCAUCCCUUUUGGUGCCUAGCUAACCACGACUGCGACCCGAACGUCACAUGGGAAUGGAGCGGCAGGAUGGUGCUGCGGGCCAAGGAGGAGCGCGUGGAAUGGGGAGGCGAGCGCCGCGCCGCGGGGAUCAAGGCCGGGGACGAGAUACUCAACCACUACUGCGACGUCAACCUGAGCGUCCGGCAGCGCCGAGAGUGGGCAGAGGGGAGUCUUGGCGGCUGGUGCAUGUGCCAGAGGUGCCGGCACGAGGCGGCCGCCGCCGAGAAGGCCGAAUGA